AUCUUUAGUUUUAAUGACAAAAAAAAAAAAAAAAAGAAUCAAUCUCUCUCGCAAAAUCAAUGGAGUCGCUUACGCUUCGGCAAAUUUCUCUCUCAUUUGCUACUCUCUGUCAAUCUUAAUCACCCAACAAACGAAAACCACGAGAAUUCGUCAACCCCCCACAAAAAAAUCUUCUCAGAAUCUACUUCAAUUAGCAACCAUUGUCCUUUAAACCUACCCUUUUUCCCUCUUCUCUCUCUUUUGUGUUCCUCAUUGCUGGCACAGGUGCUUGGAGACGUGAUCGUGCUGGUAUCCUCCUUCAUAUGAGUUCUUAACUGUCUUUGUUAUAUAGGUCCAAUUCGUACUCACAGUCAAUAAGCGAAGUCAUGGACCGAAAGUCAGGUACUGAAAGGCAUGUUGAGAACUCGGAGGAUGAGAGGAAGAAUAAGUCGGGAUCUCUAAAGAAGGUCUCAUCUAAGUUGAGGAAUUCUCUAUCCAAAAGGGGCAGGAGAAGCAGUAAAGUCAUGUCUGUUUGCAUUGAGGACGUUCGUGAUGCUGAGGAAAUGCAAGCGGUUGAUGCCUUCCGCCAAACUCUUAUUCUCGAAGAGUUACUUCCCUCAAGACAUGAUGACUAUCACACAAUGCUAAGAUUUUUGAAGGCCAGGAAAUUUGACAUUGAGAAAGCAAAGCAAAUGUGGUCUGAUAUGCUCCAAUGGAGGAAGGAAUUUGGUGCUGACGCUAUCUUGGAGGAAUAUGAUUUCAAGGAGCUUGAUCAAGUCUUAGAGAUCUACCCACAAUGCUACCACGGGGUUGAUAAGGAAGGAAGGCCUGUUUACUUUGAAAAGCUUGGACAAAUCGACUCCAACAAAAUGUUGCAAGUUACAACCUUAGAUCGCUAUCUGAAAUACCAUGUGAGAGAGUUUGAGAGGUGCUUCGCUGAGAAGUUCCCAGCCUGCUCUUAUGCAGCAAAGAAACACAUUGAUCAAAGCACAAGUAUUCUUGAUGUGGCUGGAGUGGGGUACAAACAAUUUAACAAGGCAGCAAGAGACCUCAUUGGUCGCAUUCAGAAGGUCGAUGGUGAUAAUUAUCCUGAGACUAUGUGCCGAAUGUUUAUCAUCAAUGCUGGUCAGGGAUUCAGACUUUUGUGGAACACUGUCAAGGGCUUCCUUGACCCAAAAACUACUGCAAAGAUCCAUGUACUAGGGAACAAGUACCAGAGCAAUCUGCUUGAAGUAAUUGAUGCCAGUGAAUUGCCAGAGUUUCUUGGUGGGAAAUGCAAAUGUGCAGGUGAAGGAGGAUGUCUUCGCUCAGAGAAAGGCCCGUGGAAGGAUGCUGAGAUAAUGAGGAUGAUUCAAAACGACAAAAACGGGAGGUUGAAUUCCAGUCCUUUAGCUGCUGACGAGAAAACAAUCUCUGAGGAUGAGAUAGUGUAUCCAAUGAAGAAAGAGUCCUUCCGUGGAGAGAAAGAUUCUCACUCUCCUAACCCUCGAAAUCUUAUAGAGCAUCCACAACUAUCUCCUGUUCCUGAAGAAUUUCACAGUUCCAAUUUCCAGGAGCAGUCCAUUCAAGGAAAUUUCCCUACUCCUGACAAUGAUAUCCCCAUGGUUGAUAAGGUUGUGGACGCGAGCUAUAACAAAGAAGCAUCCAGUGGAAAAUCUGCCAUUGCCAGAGAGUCUCAAGUGCCUGAGAAGGUCGUUGAUGCCGCGAUGGACCAAAAGAUGCCUAUAUUCAUGCAGCAGCAGCUACCAGUGACUGUGCCUUCUGUUUCCAUGGCUGAAUUCUCCGCCGUCACUAAGCGUCUUGGAGAAUUAGAGGCGAAGCUGAAUAUGAUGAGCUCGAAGCCACCUGAGAUGCCCUUUGAGAAGGACCAGAUGUUGAAUGCUGCAACGAGUCGAGUGGAUAAAUUAGAGACGGAGCUUCAGGCAACAAAAAAGGCUCUCGAGGAUUCUUUAAAACGCCAAGAGGAACUUCUUGCUUAUGUUGAGAAGAAGAAGAAAAAGAAGGGAUUUUUUGCUUGGUCAUCUGCCUCCUCUAAAUCUGCUGCUUAGUCCUGAUUGGUUGAAGAUCCUAUUUUGCUGGUAGAUGUAUAUGGCAAUGGAAGCUACAGAGCUGUUACUCUGAGGAAUGAUUAUACUCAUUUAUAGUUUGUGAGUUCAAAAAACAAAUCCAAGGUUCGGGAUAAUAAAAUGAAAAAAAGUUAAUAUAUUUAAAUCAUGAUCUUUUUGAGAUUGAUGAUCUCAAGUAAACUUUGAUCUCUAUGAAAUUUUUUUUAUAUA
Molecule: messenger RNA, 2255 nt
Organism: Asparagus officinalis (garden asparagus)
Lineage: Eukaryota; Viridiplantae; Streptophyta; Magnoliopsida; Asparagales; Asparagaceae
Product: phosphatidylinositol/phosphatidylcholine transfer protein SFH12-like
Exons: 17
Coding region: 366-2027 (553 amino acids)
Source: RefSeq, a predicted model, not a curated record